Molecule: messenger RNA, 926 nt
Organism: Lutra lutra (Eurasian river otter)
Lineage: Eukaryota; Metazoa; Chordata; Mammalia; Carnivora; Mustelidae
Gene: KLRK1
Product: killer cell lectin like receptor K1
Exons: 8
Coding region: 233-883 (216 amino acids)
Biological process (GO): positive regulation of natural killer cell mediated cytotoxicity
Cellular component (GO): external side of plasma membrane
Molecular function (GO): signaling receptor activity
Source: RefSeq, a predicted model, not a curated record
UUCACAAUAUGAGAUUACAGUAACACUUGCCGUAUCUUUCUUAGGAAUCAGACUUGAUGCUCUACUUUUAGUUCUAAAGUGAUAGCUCAGGACGUGUCUUAAUUUUUCAGUUGUAUAGGAGACUUUUAUCCACACGAAUCAAGACCUUCCUUCUUUGAUCAGAAGAUAUGUCAUCUUCAAUAUGAAGAUUUUGGAUUCAUCUCUGGAGUAAAUAAAUAGUCAUAAUCUGACAAUGAACCUGAUCCGAGAUCGGUGGGCUCGUCCCAACAUGGAAAUGAAUGAAGUUCAUAAUUAUAACUUGGAACUGGUAAAGCAUGGUACGUCUCCACGAUGGCAAAAGAGAAAGUCUACAUUAAUCACAAGCAAAUGUGGAGAAAAUCCACGUCCAUUUUUUGUAGCCCGUGCCAUUGCUAUAGCUAUGGGGAUCCAUUUCAUUAUAAUGGUAAUGAUAUGCGGUGCCAUAUUCAUACAUUCAUUAUUCAACCAAGAAGCUCCAAUUUCUUUGCAAGAAAGUUAUUGUGGCCCAUGUCCUAAAAACUGGAUAUGUUAUAAAAAUAACUGUUACCAAUUUUUUAAUGAGAGCAAAAACUGGUACCAGAGCCAAGCUUCUUGUAUGUCUCAAAAUUCCAGUCUCCUGAAGAUAUACAGCAGAGAAGAUCAGGACUUCUUUAAAUUAGUGAAAUCAUACCAUUGGAUGGGACUAAUACAAAUUCCAGCAAAUGGAUCUUGGCAGUGGGAAGAUGGCACCACUCUCUUACAGAACCAAUUAACAAUGGUUGAAAUGCAGAAUGGAACCUGUGCAGUUUAUGGAUCAAGUUUUAAAGGUUAUACUGAAAACUGUUCAACUCCAAACACAUACAUCUGCAUGCAAAGGAUUGUAUAAAUGCUUAUGAUUUAUAAAAAAUAAAGAAUUCAAGAGCACAGAA